AUGAGGGUGGGUCUGACAGUAAUCUGUAGUCCAGUGUGGGUGGGUCUGUCAGUAAUCUGUAGUCUGGUGUGGCUGGGUCUGUCAGUAAUCUGUAGUCUGGUGUGGGUGGGUCUGUCAGUAAUCUGUAGUCUGAUGUGGCUGGGUCUGUCAGUAAUCGGUAGUCUGGUGUGGCUGGGUCUGUCAGUAAUCUGUAGUCCACUGUGGCUGGGUCUGUCAGUAAUCUGUAGUCUGGUGUGGGUGGGUCUGAGAGUAAUCUGUAGUCCACUGUGGCUGGGUCUGUCAGUAAUCUGUAUUCUGGUGUGGGUGGGUCUUACAGUAACUUGUAGUCCAGUGUGGCUGGGUCUGACAGUAAUCUGUAGUCCAGUGUGGGCGGGUCUGACAGUAAUCUGUAGUCCAGUGUGGGUGGGUCUGACAGUAAUAUGUAGUUUCAGUGUGGGUGGGUCUGACCGUAAUAUGUAG
This is a messenger RNA of Candidula unifasciata, 459 nucleotides long. The record is from the annotation of a GenBank genome assembly. NCBI's taxonomy places the organism in Eukaryota, Metazoa, Mollusca, Gastropoda, Stylommatophora, Geomitridae.